UGAGUGAUUAUAAGAAAAAGUGCGAAACAACGAAGGUCUGACUGGAGGAAUCAUCUUUUGUAUAAAUUCUUUUGAAAAAUCUACGUUUUUUAUAAAAAUUACAGCGUGUAUUUAAUACAUUUCGCCUGAAGUGUUUAGUUCGAAUAAAAGUUUAAAAGUGACGUGUCAACAAUGGCCUCAGGCACGACUUUGCAAAAAGCUAUUGAUUUGGUGACCAAAGCGACAGAAGAAGACCGCAACAAAAAUUAUGCUGAGGCUUUACGUCUCUACGAACAUGGCGUAGAGUAUUUUCUACAUGCAAUCAAAUAUGAGGCACAAGGUGAGAAAGCCAAGGACUCAAUUCGUGCCAAGUGCCUACAGUAUUUGGAUCGAGCUGAAAAACUUAAAGAAUAUCUCAAGAAAGGCAAGAAAAAACCUGUAAAGGAGGGUGAAUCAAGCUCGAAAGAUGACAAAGAUAAAAAGGAUGAUAGUGAUUCAGAUGGCGAAGAUCCUGAAAAGAAGAAACUUCAAAGUAAAUUAGAAGGCGCAAUAGUAAUUGAGAAGCCGCACGUCAAGUGGUCCGAUGUAGCUGGUUUAGAUGCUGCAAAAGAGGCCCUUAAAGAGGCAGUUAUCUUGCCAAUCAAAUUCCCACAUCUAUUCACGGGCAAACGUAUACCUUGGAAAGGUAUUCUGCUUUUUGGUCCUCCUGGUACCGGCAAAUCAUAUCUUGCCAAAGCUGUUGCCACAGAGGCAAACAAUUCAACUUUCUUCUCAGUUUCCAGUUCGGAUUUGAUGUCGAAAUGGUUAGGUGAAUCCGAAAAGUUGGUCAAAAAUCUCUUCGAAUUAGCACGUCAACAUAAACCAUCAAUUAUUUUCAUCGAUGAAAUUGAUUCCAUGUGUUCGGCACGUUCGGAUAAUGAAAACGACAGUGUGCGACGCAUCAAAACAGAGUUCUUGGUGCAAAUGCAAGGUGUUGGCAAUGAUACAGAUGGUAUUCUGGUACUUGGUGCCACUAAUAUACCAUGGGUAUUGGAUUCAGCUAUACGUCGACGUUUCGAAAAGCGUAUCUACAUUCCAUUACCUGAGGCUCACGCUCGUCUGGUAAUGUUUAAGAUACAUUUGGGUAAUACCACACACGUUUUAACCGAGGCUGAUCUCAAAGAACUAGCAUCAAAAACAGAUGGUUACUCAGGCGCUGAUAUUUCCAUUGUCGUGCGCGACGCUCUUAUGGAACCAGUGCGUAAAGUGCAAACCGCCACACACUUCAAGAGGGUAACUGGUCCGUCACCAACAAAUAAGGAGGUUAUAGUUGAUGACUUGUUGGUGCCCUGCUCGCCUGGUGAUGACGGCGCAACUGAAAUGUCCUGGAUGGAUGUGCCUAGUGAUAAGUUAUUCGAGCCACCAGUUACUAUGCGCGACAUGUUGAAAUCAUUGUCUCGUACAAAACCCACUGUCAACGAUGAUGAUCUAGUUAAGCUGCGUAAAUUCACCGAAGACUUCGGACAAGAGGGAUAAAUUACAGACAAAUUUCUAUAACAAAUUGAUUUUAUUAUAAAUAUAAGUGAAUACUGUACGCAAAUUGAUUGAUUGUUGCCUAUUUGAUAAAAAGGGAGUAAAAUCAUUUUAAGCCCGCAAUAACUAAGUGGCUAAACUUAAUUUAAAAAUCUUAGAACAACUCGGAUAUGUUUAACCAUGAAAAACAUAUAAUACAAAUCUUCAUGGCAAGCAUUAA
This is a messenger RNA of Bactrocera neohumeralis, 1711 nucleotides long. RefSeq names its product vacuolar protein sorting-associated protein 4 (gene Vps4). Gene Ontology annotation, molecular function: ATP hydrolysis activity; ATP binding. NCBI's taxonomy places the organism in Eukaryota, Metazoa, Arthropoda, Insecta, Diptera, Tephritidae. The transcript is spliced from 7 exons. Gene Ontology annotation, biological process: endosomal transport; vacuole organization. Bases 172 to 1494 code for a protein of 440 amino acids. The record is from RefSeq and is a predicted model, not a curated record.